CCUCCUCACUUCCUCUCUAGGAGCUAGUGGAGUAAAGCUACGCCCAGGCCCGCGUCUGCCCGCGCAGGAACUUCAGCACCCUAGGAGUGGACAGCGCCCGCUGCACCUGCUCACCUGAACUGGGAGCAUCCUCUCCAACCAGGCACAACUACUGGCCGCCCAGCUUCAUCUCCCUCCGGGCGCUCAGGCUCCUUCCUGUCCUUGCCAGCGUCUUACUCCCCUUCUCAUUCAUAACAAAAGCUACAGCUCAGGGGCCCAGGGCCAGGCUCUUCCCAGCAGAGAGCAGAGGAGCAAGGAAGAAUGGGGUUUCUUUGGACCGGAUCUUGGAUACUAGUGUUGGUGCUUAAUAGCGGCCCAAUUCAAGCUUUCCCCAAACCCGAAGUCAGCCAAGACAAAUCUCUGCAUAAUAGAGAAUUAAGUGCAGAAAGACCUUUGAAUGAACAGAUUGCUGAGGCAGAGGCAGACAAGAUUAAAAAGACAUACCCUCCAGAAAGCAAGCAAAAUGAGAGCAAUUAUUCUUCUAUCGAUAACUUGAACCUGCUAAGGGCAAUAACAGAAAAGGAAAAACUUGAGGAAGAAAAACAAUCCAUAAGAAGCUCCCCAUUUGGCAACAAGUUGAAUGUGGAAGAUGUUGACUCAACUAAAAAUCGAAAACUGAAUGAUGAGUAUGAUUCUACAAAGAGUGGGCUGGACUAUAAAUUUCAAGAUGACCCAGAUGGCCUUCAUCAACUGGAUGGAACUCCCUUAACUGCUGAAGACAUUGUCCACAAAAUUGCUACCAGGAUUUAUGAGGAGAACGACAGAGGAGUAUUUGAUAAGAUUGUUUCUAAACUGCUGAAUCUUGGCCUAAUCACUGAAAGUCAGGCACAUACUCUAGAAGAUGAAGUAGCAGAGGCAUUACAAAAAUUGAUUUCAAAAGAAGCCAACAAUUAUGAGGAAGCCCUGGAUAAGCCCACAAGCGGGACUGAGUAUCAGGCUGGAAAAAUACCAGAGAAAGUGAUUCCUGUGGCAGCAAUUCAAGAUGGCUUUACUAACAGAGAAAAUGAUGAAACGGUAUCUAACACCUUGACCUUGUCGAACGGCUUGGAAAGGAGAACUAACCCCCACAGUGAAGAUGACUUUGAGGAACUCCAGUAUUUCCCCAACUUCUAUGCACUACUGACAAGCAUAGAUUCAGGUACAUUGUCAAACACAAAGCAUCAAGAGAAAAUCCUGCCAAAAUCAGAAAAAGAAGCAAAAGAGAAAGAAACCCUGAUCACUAUCAUGAAGACACUGAUUGAUUUUGUGAAAAUGAUGGUUAAAUAUGGCACAAUAUCUCCAGAAGAAGGAGUUUCCUACCUUGAAAACUUGGAUGAAGCAAUUGCUCUGCAGACCAAGAACAAGCUAGAAAACAAUUCUACUGACAGCAAAAGCAAGCUUUAUCCAGUGCCGUCAGAGAAGAGUCACGAAGAAACAGACAGCACCAAGCAAGAAGCCGCCAAGAUGGAAAAGGAAUAUGGAACCCUGAAGGAUUCGACAAAAGAUGAUAAUUCCAACCUAGGAGGAAAGACAGAUGGAGCCAAAGGGAAAACAGAAGCCUAUUUGGAAGCCAUUAGGAAAAACAUCGAAUGGUUGAAGAAACACAACAAGAAAGGAAACAAAGAAGAUUAUGACCUUUCAAAGAUGAGGGACUUUAUCAACCAGCAAGCUGAUGCAUAUGUGGAGAAAGGCAUCCUCGACAAGGAAGAAGCCAAGGCUAUCAAGCGCAUCUACAGCAGCCUGUGAAAACUGCAGGCAGCCUGAGCCGCUCAACUGUUCCAGCAAAAACAGCAUAGCUUAAAAACUAAUUCGGCAGUUAAAGAUUUACCGGCCCAGGAGUAUUAGAAUGUGCUGAAUUUAUAGUAGUUAACCCCUUAGAAAUGGGUAAAAUAGAGCUCUCUUGCCAUAAAUACGUUAUGAAAAGUAAAGUGUAUGUCAGCUGAGGUUUUUGUAUAUAGAAUCUGUAUUUCCUCUUGGAUUACACUUUAUCAUCAGAGAUGUGCUGCUCUGGAAAAGCCUCUAACGGGUUGAACAUAAAUUUGAACCUUCCUCCACUGUCUUAAGCUUCCUGAAGAUCUGAGAAGCCCUGUUUGAAGGCAUGCUGGGUACCUAGUGCCUCGAUUGUUUGCUACAUGAUGUUCCCACUAGCAGCUCUCUGUUGGGCAGUGAAAUAAACCCACAUUUCUUCACA
Messenger RNA from Mesocricetus auratus (golden hamster), 2209 nucleotides. RefSeq names its product secretogranin III (gene Scg3). Gene Ontology annotation, cellular component: secretory granule membrane. Bases 301 to 1764 code for a protein of 487 amino acids. Gene Ontology annotation, biological process: protein localization to secretory granule. The record is from RefSeq and is a predicted model, not a curated record. Lineage: Eukaryota; Metazoa; Chordata; Mammalia; Rodentia; Cricetidae. The transcript has 13 exons.